AUGCUGGCGGGUGACAAUGAGGCGGAUGGCGCCCCAAGCUACGACUCAGCUGACGUGAUUAAGCAUCUGUACAAUUGCAAGUUUCGCUUUUUGCUUAGAAAGACGCUGCUGAGGGACAACGUUGAGACUUAUGUUAUAGGGUCAGGCAGAUACACCGGGGCGGGGACAACAAAGUGGGCCGACAAGGCAACGGCGGCGUUGCUGUAUUUUUCGUAUCGCAACCGUUUUGUGCCUCUUAUGAACGGGUCAACCACCGAUCUCUUCUGGGGCUGCAUGAUUCGGACCGGUCAAAUGAUGCUGGCGCAUGUCUUUAUGCGCUACUUUAAUGGUGGUGAGCCACGCAUAGACGAUGAGAGGCUGCAGGAGCUGCGGGCAAAGACACAGACGCUCUUUUGUGACGUCCCAUCGGCACCGUUUGGCAUUCACGCCAUAACUGCAGAGGGCGUUCGACAUGGUGUUAGGUGCGGGGAGUGGUUUGGACCGACGCCGAUAGCGAGCACGCUGAGUGCGCUCUCGGCGUCCUACCUGGCUGCAGGCGGGGAGGGGCCGGUCGUAUUGUCGUUUCCUGACCGGCAAAUUUUUGUGGAGCAGGUGGCGGAACUGCUGCGGCAAGCAAGGCAAGUAGUGCUGCUCAUUCCUGUGAUGCUUGGGCUUCGUGUCAUCUCGGCGAAGUACGCGCAGCUUAUGCAACGCUGUCUUGAAAUGGAAAGCUCCGUCGGCAUUCUUGGGGGGAAGUCGCGUUCUGCGCUUUUCCUCUUUGGUCACCAGGGCGACGCGGUGUUUUACCUGGACCCGCACUACCUCCAGCUCGCCUUCACCUCGCCGGGCAGGCCGGGGAAGCUGACGUGUGCGCGGGGGGCGUUGCCCGCAACGAGCUACGACACCUCAAUGACCCUGGGAUUCUACAUUUCCUCCCUUGCCAGCUUUGCCGUCUUUGAGGAGGACCUGGCGAAGGCAAACGCCGGUCUGGCGUUUCCCCUUAUUAGUCUCUCCGCCGGCCGACCGACCGAGGCGGCGGAGGCGGCGGUCAGCGUGGAGGACGGUUUCUUUUUCCUGCCUGGAUAA
Messenger RNA from Trypanosoma conorhini, 1065 nucleotides. Its product is annotated as AUT2/APG4/ATG4 cysteine peptidase. The coding region runs from base 1 to 1065 and encodes 354 amino acids. The transcript has a single exon. The record is from RefSeq and is a predicted model, not a curated record. Gene Ontology annotation, molecular function: protein-phosphatidylethanolamide deconjugating activity. NCBI's taxonomy places the organism in Eukaryota, Euglenozoa, Kinetoplastea, Trypanosomatida, Trypanosomatidae.